UCUCUCUCUUAGCAUUUUCUAAAUUUAAAAGAGAUGGGAAGCAAAAGUGAUACUAUAGCCAGUUACCAAGAAACUGGCAGCAACGGGCUGAAACCAAGCGGAGCCGUCUGAUUGAAAACGACAACGUGUUUUUGGCCGUGAACCCCGAGAGAGAAUACGGUCAAACGUUUCCAAACCCCAGACGGCGCCGCCUCUUCAAUUCAAAACGCGUCCAUUACGCCACUUUCUUCGUCGGUUUUGUCAUCAUUUUCCCAUUUCCCUUCACUUUCCCUUUUUGUUUUUGGUUUAUUUUUCUAUUUUGGCAGAAACGGUUUUCAUUUUUUAUUUACAAUUGAUUAUUCGGUGCUUUUUAAGGUUUACUGUACUUGAUUCGUUUCAAAUUUUUUAAUAUCCGUUGAUCUCUCUUCUCUCUUUCAACGCACUUACGCGCCUCUUAUUUGUAGUCUUUUCUUUUAGCAUCUCUCUCCCUUCCUCUCUGUCUCCGUGGUAUUUCUUGAAUAGAUUCAAUUAUCAAGCGACCCUUUGGUGGCUUUUGGGGAUCAAGGGAAAAGAUGGCUGAGUCCAAACCGGAACAACCUUUGAUCCCAUCAUCAUCAUCAUCAUCAUCAUCAUCUCGAAACCUUCCUGAUUUUAAGAAAUCCGUUAAGCUAAAAUAUGUGAAGCUGGGAUACCAUUACCUAAUCACCCAUGGAAUGUACCUCUUCCUUUCCCCUCUUGUAGUUGUAAUAGCUGCACAGCUCUCAACAUUUUCUAUCCAGGACCUUUAUGAUCUUUGGGAGCAUCUUCAAUACAACCUCAUUUCUGUGAUCAUCUGCUCUACUCUUCUUGUUUUCCUAUCAACCCUCUACUUUCUAACUCGGCCCCGUCCUGUUUACCUUGUUAAUUUUGCUUGCUACAAACCAGAGGAAUCUCGGAAAUGCACAAAGAGGAUCUUCAUGGAUCAGUCUCGAAUGACUGGUACAUUUACAGAGGAGAAUCUCGAGUUUCAGCGUAAGAUCCUUGAAAGAUCUGGACUUGGGGAUUCAACUUACCUUCCAGAGGCAGUCCUCAAUAUUCCCCCUAACCCAUCAAUGCAAGAAGCUAGGAAAGAGGCAGAGGCUGUAAUGUUUGGUGCUAUUGAUGAACUUUUGGCUAAGACCGCUGUAAAACCCAAAGAUAUUGGAAUUUUAGUUGUAAAUUGUAGCUUGUUCAAUCCAACACCGUCAUUGUCUGCCAUGGUUAUCAACCAUUACAAGCUUCGAGGAAAUAUACAAAGUUACAAUUUGGGAGGAAUGGGCUGUAGUGCAGGUUUAAUUUCAAUAGAUCUUGCUAAAAAUCUUCUUCAAGUCCAUCCCAACUCCUAUGCAUUGGUUAUCAGCAUGGAGAACAUCACCUUGAACUGGUAUUUUGGGAAUGAUCGCUCAAAACUUGUUUCAAACUGCUUGUUUAGGAUGGGAGGCGCUGCAAUAUUGCUCUCAAACAAACGCUCUGACAGAAGAAGAUCCAAAUAUGAAUUGGUUCACACUGUGCGCACUCACAAGGGUGCUGAUGAUAAGUGCUUUUCCUGUGUUACCCAGGAAGAAGACUCUGCGGGGAAGGUUGGUGUUACAUUGUCAAAGGAUCUGAUGGCAGUUGCUGGUGAUGCUUUGAAGACCAACAUCACCACAUUGGGACCUCUGGUCUUGCCAAUGUCCGAGCAGCUGCUUUUCUUUGGUACAUUGGUUGGGAAGAAACUAUUUAAAAUGAAAGUUAAGCCAUACAUUCCAGAUUUCAAGCUAGCUUUUGAGCAUUUCUGCAUUCAUGCUGGAGGAAGAGCCGUUUUAGAUGAACUGGAGAAGAAUUUGCAGCUGUCUGAGUGGCACAUGGAACCAUCAAGAAUGACUCUUUACCGAUUUGGCAAUACCUCCAGCAGUUCUCUUUGGUAUGAAUUGGCUUAUUCAGAAGCUAAGGGUAGGAUUAGGAAGGGGGAUAGAACAUGGCAAAUAGCAUUUGGUUCCGGAUUCAAGUGUAACAGUGCAGUGUGGAAGGCUUUGAGGACAGUGAAUCCAGCUAAGGAGAAAAACCCAUGGAUGGAUGAGAUCGAUAGAUUCCCUGUUGAUGUCCCAAGGGUCUCAUCCAUCUAAAUUCAGGAAUCAGUUGCUGCGGGCUUCAUGUAAUGCUGUCUUACUUUUGUGAUUCAUCCUUUCCAUGACAGGAUGACUAGUAGUUUCAGCGCAUUGAGUGCAGGACAUCUUGCAUUUAUUAUCUAGUUUUUAGUUAUUUCAGGGCUGUACCAUUGUGCAGCUUGAGUGAGAUUAAUUCUUGGUGUAACAACUUUGGGAAUCAUUGAUUUUAUGGGAAUAUUACUGGCUCGUUUUACUAAGAUCAAUUUGCGUGGCUUUUAUGUUUCUCAUCCUAUGAUCCAGAUAGAAACUGGGAUUGGAAGUUGUAAAUAAUUUAAUUUUUGAGCAGUUAUUUAGACUGGUGCUUUUGAUCUUUA
Theobroma cacao (cacao) is the source of this 2458-nucleotide messenger RNA. Its product is annotated as 3-ketoacyl-CoA synthase 11. Gene Ontology annotation, cellular component: membrane. Gene Ontology annotation, biological process: fatty acid biosynthetic process. Lineage: Eukaryota; Viridiplantae; Streptophyta; Magnoliopsida; Malvales; Malvaceae. The record is from RefSeq and is a predicted model, not a curated record. Gene Ontology annotation, molecular function: acyltransferase activity, transferring groups other than amino-acyl groups.